Melozone crissalis (California towhee) is the source of this 3349-nucleotide messenger RNA. It is a transcript of the gene ZC4H2, whose product is annotated as zinc finger C4H2-type containing. Gene Ontology annotation, cellular component: nucleus. The transcript is spliced from 5 exons. Bases 44 to 811 code for a protein of 255 amino acids. NCBI's taxonomy places the organism in Eukaryota, Metazoa, Chordata, Aves, Passeriformes, Passerellidae. Gene Ontology annotation, biological process: positive regulation of neuron differentiation. The record is from RefSeq and is a predicted model, not a curated record.
GAGCCCAUAUGCGAGCUGGGGGUGACUACAUUGUGUCUAUUGUAUGGUUUUUUUGUUUUGGUUUGGUUUCGGUUUUUUUUCCCCCCCCCGGGCAUUUUGCGCCUUUCACGGGAGGUGCAAACCGGGAGUAAAAAGCAUGGCAGAUGAGCAAGAAAUAAUGUGCAAACUCGAGAGCAUCAAGGAGAUCAGGAAUAAGACUUUGCAGAUGGAAAAAAUAAAGGCAAGACUGAAAGCAGAAUUUGAAGCCCUGGAGUCUGAGGAGAGGCACCUGAAAGAAUACAAACAAGAAAUGGACCUGCUGCUGCAGGAGAAGAUGGCUCACGUGGAGGAGCUGAGACUGAUCCACGCUGACAUUAACGUGAUGGAGAACACCAUCAAGCAGUCUGAGAACGAUCUGAACAAGCUCCUGGAGUCGACUCGCCGGCUGCACGAGGAGUACAAGCCCCUCAAGGAGCACGUGGAUGCCUUGAGGAUGACCCUGGGUCUGCAGAGGCUGCCGGACCUGUGUGAGGAGGAAGAGAAACUGUCCCUCGACUACUUUGAAAAGCAGAAAGCAGAAUGGCAGACAGAGCCACAGGAGCCUCCCAUCCCAGAGUCUCUGGCUGCAGCUGCAGCAGCUGCCCAACAGCUGCAGGUGGCCAGGAAGCAAGACACCAGACAGACAGCAACUUUCAGACAGCAGCCACCUCCAAUGAAGGCGUGUUUGUCGUGUCACCAGCAAAUCCACCGGAACGCGCCCAUUUGUCCCCUGUGCAAAGCCAAGAGCCGCUCUCGGAACCCCAAAAAGCCCAAGAGGAAACAGGAUGAAUGAAAUCCAGAAGAUUGUGACCAGCUCCUGUCCCAGUACUCUUCCAGUAGAAUGGCAAAUUUGCCCAGACUUUGCUGAAUUGCAGACUCAAGUAUGACUGUCUCAUUGUUUUCUAUUUAAAUGCAAUGUAAGCACAAUGAUCCUGCUCUAAGUUCCUUCCAGUCUUUAGGAUUUGGUUUUGGCAAAGUAAAUAUUACUGGUGCUACAGUUUAAUAUUUCAAUUGCUCCAUCUUUUGUACUCCUAAACAAACUGGAAUUCUUUGUGCAAGUAUCCUAAAUGUCAGGCUAUUUCUCUUGAUCAAAUGUGAUUACCACAAAUGCUUUUAUGUUCCCUUUUUAAAAAACAGAUGUUACUAAAAGAUUAUUCUGUUUUCUCCUGAUAACAGGGGACUGUUUGCAGUGCUGAAAGAGCAGACUGUCCGUUUGUUUCACUGAAGAACAAUUUGUUCUCCAAUCUCAUAAGACUGGGUAGGUUUGGGUAUCCAAUGCAACUCUUUUUAAACAGAAAAUGUUCAGGGAAAAGGAGACUUGUUAUACAGAAAAUCAGUGCACUAAGGACACACAUGGGUUUUGAUUUACUGAAGCUGAUUGUACCAUUCCCUCAAACUUGACUUAAAAUUUGAAAAGGUGCUGGCUGUGUAUGAAUUUCUAAAAAUGAUGUAAUUUGUCAUGCUUUAACAUCUUAACAGGUUAUUCUUUUCAGUAGUCAAAAGACUGACUGACUUAAGAACAAGGCUGAAGUGAACUGUAUUAGUGGUCCUCCUAGGCUUUAUGGCUGACCAAUGCACUGUGGUUCUAUAGGAAUCAUGCAUCAUAUAUCCCAGAUCUCUGUGUGCACAGACUGCACAUCAGCCAUUCUGCAUGUCCUCUGUUCCUGGUUUCUACAGCCAAAAUCUGGCAGACAUGUCCUCCACUGGAGCAUAGGAAAGUUCAGGAACAUGCAUGAGGAGCAGUGUCAACUAAAAAUUAUGUAUUUCACCAGAACCAACAAGCUUUGGUGUCACUGUCCUCCCUCAAUCAAAACUUUCUAAUUUUCUGUCUUUUAAUAGGUUAUUUUCAAAUAAGUUUUACUUCAGGCCAAUUUGUUUUCUUGUUCCCUGUGUGCCAAAAGAACCCUGACUAAAGCAUCUGGAGUUGAUGACUCCCUGUAUGUCUUCCCUUUGUUUCAUGUAAUUUAACAACAGUUCUUGCAGUGGGGAGGAUGGCAAUGAUCCACUUACAGAACUGGCACCUGAAAUUUACUCAUCUCUAAUCCCAGUUUUGUGACCACCUUUGUAGCCUAAAUUGAUUUCAAGUGUUAAAUAUUCUUUUCACUAACUCUGGGAUGCAGGAACUGCUUGAUCACACUCUUCUCUCUUUAGCCCAGGUUUCUCUCUAUAUUAUGUUAGAGUGGUUAUAUUGGGAAUUUGGCUUGUUAGACAGGAAGAACAGGGAAGCCCCAAGUCUCUGCUCCAAGAACUUUGCCAAAUGCUGGCAACUGUAAUAAAUCCACAUGAUGCAAUUUUGCUGGCCAAAUCACAUACGUGGCCAUUAAUUUCCUAAGUCUGCCACGAAGUACAUGGGUGAUUUACUGAACAUAGUCCUAAAACUUGAACCAGGUUCAGGAGAUAUUUCCCCAUUUUAAUGUUACAUAGUCAAUAUCUUUUAAUGCUACAAUCAACAUCUUUAAUGUUUUAAUGUUUAAUGUUACAAAUCAACAUCUGUCAACAGCAGACACAAUGUGAACUAUCUACCCCUGAAACUAUGUGAAAAGCAGAUUCUGCCAGCUGAACUAAAGGGAUUUGGUCUCUGAGAUAGCAAUAAUGGAAGAAAGUCUCCAUGCUCCAAAUGGCAAUAGUGUGUUAUGCAUGUUUUGUGGCACAAAUACUGGAUUUUACUGUUUCAAAUGUCAGGGUGGUCUCAUGCUGUGUGCCCUGUUCAGAGCAAUUCCUAUGCAGUUGAAGGGAAACUGCACAGAGUUAAAAGACAGAAUGUGGGCUUCCCCAAAGUGCAUACAGGAGAGCAGCAUACUUUGAUGGUAGUUGUACAUAAACUUAAGAAGUAGUGACAAUGAAGUGGGUGAAUGGUCUGCAAUGAAGUAGUGUGAAUAGCAGGAUUGAUUUGUACUUACAGUUUUGAAAUAGGUAGGGUUAGUCAUGGUUGUUCUCACUUUACUGUUACUUUGCCAGGUUCUUUUUUUCUUGGGAGAUCUCUGAACUGAAGUAUACUUAAGGAUGCACCAUUUACUAAGUUAGUACAACAGUUUUGUACUUUUACUUUUUUAAACUAGUUUCAUGUUCUCUCGUGUUUACAAGGUUAGAGUUUGGUUUUUGGUUUUUUUAAAGUGAAUCUGACACACUGUGUUUGCAUCAAUUGUACUAGUAUUUACAAUUUUUACAUCCUUUACAAAGGAUAUUGUGCCAUACGAAUAGCAUCAUUGCUGAGGGUGAGUGUAACUGGAGAUAAGUCAGCAGGGUGCCCUGGCUGCCAGAAGGGCCAACCACAACCUGAGGUACGUGCAGCACAGCAUUGCCAGCUGAUUGUCUCACUCUGCUCUGCACU